UAGAGAUAACAAACCGAGUUCUUGUUACCUUUUUGCAUAUUUAUGGGCAACUUAACCAGGUAGGCAGAGAGGGUCUGUCGAGGUUGCGGGCCGGAUCCAAAUCAGAUUGGGUAGGAUGAGGAUGGUUGGCUGUAUUUGUCUGAUUCCUCAAAAGAUGUUUUUAAACCUUGAUAACUAUUCAACGAUGAAUUCUGGAAUACCGCCGAAACCAAAGUUUUGGUCAAAAUUGUUCGGAAAAUACCUGAUGCUGACGAACACUGUCGGCUCGGGAGUUCUGCUCCCCAUUGGAGACGCAGUGGCCCAGCAGUACGAGCGAAUGGGAGACAAGAAACCCUUUGAUUUUUCCCGCUCGGGGUGCAUGAUGGUCACGGGAUUGGUGAUCGGCCCCGUCCAGCACGGAUUCUACCUGCUGCUGGAUAGGCUGCUCCCAGGAACGAACCGAUCGGGAAUCGUGCGAAAGCUCCUCGCCGACCAGCUGAUUAUGUCGCCCAUCUAUAUAUCAAUGUUCUUUUACAUCAGCGGCCUUCUGGAGGGGGGAUCCAUUCGAGAGUGCAACGACGAAAUGUCCGAGAAGUUCCUCUACACUUGGCUGGCCGACAUGUGCUUCUGGCCAGGUCUGCAGUACUUUAAUUUCCGAUACUUGAAGUCAUUCUACCGCGUUGCUUUCGUCAAUCUGGCCAACUGUGCGUAUAUCGUUCUGCUUUCCCAUAUAAAGCACAGCCAAUCUGGCAUUUGGCCAUAAAAUUAUAGUGCCCCCAUUAUACUAAAAUAAAAAACUGCAUAAAAACUUUA
This is a messenger RNA of Drosophila ficusphila, 792 nucleotides long. Its product is annotated as mpv17-like protein 2. Gene Ontology annotation, cellular component: cytoplasm; membrane. Gene Ontology annotation, biological process: mitochondrial ribosome assembly. Bases 116 to 742 code for a protein of 208 amino acids. The transcript has a single exon. NCBI's taxonomy places the organism in Eukaryota, Metazoa, Arthropoda, Insecta, Diptera, Drosophilidae. The record is from RefSeq and is a predicted model, not a curated record.